AAUAAGGAACAGGAAUGGCAGGCCUCAGCGCAUUACUGCCUAGCGGGUUGCAUCAAGACAGCGAAUUAGCACUGUGAUAUUGUUGAUGAAUGUUAGCAUGGCUGUGGCUUCUCGGCUAUUAUUUAGAGAGGUCUGCUCCCUCAUCAGCAUGCGAACAACACUCGUUUAGAACCUCGCCGCUCUACAGCCCCUCACUUUGUGGCUGCUCGUCGUAGGUCACUCGUGCCAAAUUCAUUGACGUUGACAGCUCAGACCACCCGACUGAUAUAGGUACUACUGUACCCGCACCAAACAUGAGCCCAAAGUUCUAUGCCGUCAGGAGGGGUCGAGUUACAGGCAUCUUCACAACUUGGGAGGAAGCGAGGCCGCAGGUGGACGGGUUCAGCAGGAACGAGCACCAGGCUUUCCGGAAUCUGAAAGACGCCGAAGCGUAUCUCCACCAGAACGUCACCUCUGACUCCCACGUCAUGAUGGCGACCCCGAACAUUCGCAAGCCGCAUCAUUACAUCCACGCAAGGGGAUUGGACAAGAGCGGGGGUGUCGAUAUAGUGGAUACGUGUGGCCUCGCAAGCCCAGUGGUCGGCGCUGACGCCGCGAAGAAGGUGGCCUGGAGGAGGAGUGGCAAGCGCCUUGUCAGGAUCGACGAUUCCUGA
Molecule: messenger RNA, 653 nt
Organism: Chaetomium strumarium
Lineage: Eukaryota; Fungi; Ascomycota; Sordariomycetes; Sordariales; Chaetomiaceae
Exons: 2
Coding region: 294-653 (119 amino acids)
Source: RefSeq, a predicted model, not a curated record